CGCUUACAGAUCAUAAGCUUAAUUACUUAUAAUCUUCGUAGAAUUGUUUUGCCUCCAGUAAUAGUUCGGUGAAUUCGAGAAUGAUGCGACUAUCAUAAAUAUAGGUAGUCUGCUCAAUUUUGUUAGGAUCCAUUAUCAAACAGAUAGAACAAAAAAUCCAAGGUCACAAUUGUAGUCGCGCUACUUGCUUUACAAGUGCUAAUACCUUCUGACUGAUUUGAAGUCAUGAGUUGAAUGAAGUUUCUUCACGUUGCGACAUUGUCUACUAUUUCUUGUGGUCGUUGCAUAUUGUUUAUAAUUCUAUUACGCGGCGAUACAAGUGGUAGUAACUAUCUGUUUUAGCAACUACCAGGCUCUGAAUUAGUUCUAUCAGUUAUGGCUAAACCAACAACUUGUAAGGAAGCCAUUCAAAGAUGGGAAGAAAAAACUGGUUUAACCGCCAGUGAACAGACUGAAAUCAACUUGUCCUUUCAAUGGCCUCCUAUUGAGAAAAUGGACAACAACUUAGCAGCUCUAACAUCUGUACAAAAAUUAUCUCUCUCAACAAACAUGAUAGAGAAGAUCAGUGGUAUCAAUUCCUUGAAGAACUUGAGAAUUUUAUCUGUUGGGCGCAAUUACAUCAAAACAUUUUCCGGUUUAGAAGCGGUGGGAGAGCAUUUAGAAGAAUUAUGGAUAUCUUACAAUCAGAUCGAGAAAAUUAAAGGUGUAAAUGUUUUGAAAGCCCUAAAAGUCCUUUACAUGUCCAAUAAUUUGGUGAAAGACUGGGCGGAAUUCAAUCGUUUGCAAGAAAUACCGCAUCUUGAAGAUCUAUUGUUUAUUAACAAUCCUAUCUGCGAAAACGUGGACGUAGAAUUUUGGCGUAGUCAAGUCACCAAAAGACUGCCCAAAUUAAAGAAACUGGAUGCUAUACCCAUUGUUUAAAUAUUUUUAAACGAGUACGUUCAAUCUAAUCGUAAUUUAAUGAAUUCUAUAUAGUUAAUAAAAAGUUGAAUCUUGUUAAAAAUCUUGCAAUAAGAUUGCACAACAUGUAUUUACAUAACACAGUAUGUAUACAUUUAUGAUACAUUUUUUUUCAUCAAUUAUGAUACAUCAGAUUGAUAUCAUCUC
Molecule: messenger RNA, 1107 nt
Organism: Megalopta genalis
Lineage: Eukaryota; Metazoa; Arthropoda; Insecta; Hymenoptera; Halictidae
Product: dynein axonemal light chain 1
Biological process (GO): outer dynein arm assembly
Cellular component (GO): cytoplasm
Molecular function (GO): dynein heavy chain binding; alpha-tubulin binding
Source: RefSeq, a predicted model, not a curated record